Molecule: messenger RNA, 921 nt
Organism: Trichoderma gamsii
Lineage: Eukaryota; Fungi; Ascomycota; Sordariomycetes; Hypocreales; Hypocreaceae
Product: catechol dioxygenase
Exons: 3
Coding region: 1-921 (306 amino acids)
Biological process (GO): catechol-containing compound metabolic process
Molecular function (GO): ferric iron binding; catechol 1,2-dioxygenase activity
Source: RefSeq, a predicted model, not a curated record
AUGGCUACCAACGGUACCACAAAUGGCACCACCAACGGCGCGUCGGCCCGCUUCGACCCUACCUUCACCAAGCGUGUCAUUGAGACCAUGGGCCCCAACAUGACUCCCCGCAACCGCCAGGUCAUGAGCGCUCUGUUAACUCACCUGCACGACUUUGCCCGCGAGGUCGAGCUUACCGUGGACGAGUGGAUGACGGGCGUGCACUUUAUCAACGCCGUGGGCCAGAUCUCAACCAAGACCCGAAACGAGGCCCAUCGAGUGUCUGAUGUGCUUGGCUUGGAGUCCCUCGUUGAUGAAAUCGCCAACAAGAUCGUCGCCGAGGGCGACAUUGAUCCCACCUCAUCAUCCAUCCUGGGGCCCUUCUGGUCGCCCAACGCCCCCUUCCGCGAGAACGGCGGCUCCAUCAUCCAGGACCCCAACCCCUCCGGCCGCGUCGCCCUGAUGCACGGCACCAUCACAGACCUGCUCACCGGCAAGCCCAUCCCCAACGCCGUCUUCGACAUCUGGCAGGCCAGCGCCAACGGCAAAUACGACUUCCAGGACCCCGAGAACCAGAGCCCCAACAACCUGCGCGGCAAGUUCAAGGCCGACGAGAACGGCAAAUACUGGUUCUACUGCUACCACCCUACUGCCUACUCUCUGCCUACCGAUGGUCCUUCCUAUAAGCUGCUGACGCUGAUGGAUCGCCACCCCAUGCGCCCUGCCCACAUUCACAUCAUGGUCACUCACCCCGAAUACAAGGGAUGCACAACUCAGCUCUACCCCAAGGACGACCCCUGGUUGGCCACUGACACCGUCUUCGCUGUCAAGGACGACCUCAUCAUCGACUUCAAGCCCCUCAAGGGCGACGACAAGGCUACUCUAGAUCUGGAAUACAAUGUCGUUUUGGCGCCCAAGGGAUACAAGGGCAAGCAGUUCUAA